UGGCUGUGUCUUAUUCUGCUCCUUCUUCUCUUCCCUUGGUUUCUCUAACCCUAUUACAUUUAAAACUGUUUGCUUUUGAGUAGUUUCUUCUUUGUUUAGAACAGGUGGAGGUGUAAUUUGAGUCUGAUUCUGCUCUAUCCUUGGUGGGGAUGGAGGCUCAAUAUUUGUUUCUUUGACGGUAGGAGAUGUUAUUUGUGUAUGGUUCUCCUCUUUUUUGUCCUUCUUUGGGGGUGGCUCAUUAUUCUUAGAGGGAGAUGGUUUUUGAGUAAUUUCUUUGUGGGUUAAAACAGGGGCUGUAAUUUGAGUCUUAUUCUCCACUUUUUUGUCGUUCUUUGGGGGUGGUUGUAUAUUCUUAGGGGGAGAUUGUUUUUCAGUAUUUUCUUUUUGGGUUAAAACAGGAGGUGUAAUUUGAGUUUGAUUCUGCUUAGGUGGGGAUUGAGGCUCAAUAUUUUUAGGUUUUGUUAAUUCCUUCUCUUCAUUCCUAGUAUUUGUCUGUGUAAUAUUUUCUUGUCCAUUUUUCUCUUCCUUGUCUAAAAUAGAUCUUUGAGUACUAGUAGGAACGUCUAUUUGAGUUUGGCUCUCCUCUUUGUCUUUCUUUGGUGGUGGUGAUUCAUCAUCUUCAGAGUAGGGGGAAGGAGAUCUUGGCUCUUCUAUAGGAGGAGGGGGAUCUUCAAUGGGCGAAGGAUCUCGCAACUCUUCUUCAGGUGUAGGAGGGGAAUCUUCAUUAUCGUCUUCACUAUAUGGGGAAGGAGAACGCAAUUCCUCUUCAGCAGAGCGUUUUCUCUUUUCAGCUCGAGGUGGUGAACCAAGAACUGAGGUGGUUGAAUAA
Meloidogyne enterolobii is the source of this 829-nucleotide messenger RNA. Lineage: Eukaryota; Metazoa; Nematoda; Chromadorea; Rhabditida; Meloidogynidae. The record is from the annotation of a GenBank genome assembly.